Achroia grisella is the source of this 2835-nucleotide messenger RNA. Its product is annotated as soluble guanylate cyclase 88E-like. Gene Ontology annotation, biological process: response to oxygen levels; nitric oxide-cGMP-mediated signaling; cGMP biosynthetic process. The coding region runs from base 1 to 2835 and encodes 944 amino acids. Gene Ontology annotation, molecular function: heme binding; guanylate cyclase activity; oxygen sensor activity. Gene Ontology annotation, cellular component: guanylate cyclase complex, soluble. Lineage: Eukaryota; Metazoa; Arthropoda; Insecta; Lepidoptera; Pyralidae. The transcript has 16 exons. The record is from RefSeq and is a predicted model, not a curated record.
AUGUACGGGCUACUAUUAGAGAAUAUGGCGGAGUACAUCCGGCAAACCUACGGUGAAGAGCGCUGGGAAGACAUCAGGCGACAAGCCGAUGUCGAACAGCCGUCCUUCUCCGUUCAUCAAGUAUACCCCGAAAAUUUGAUUACAAGACUAGCAAAAAAGGCACAAGAGAUAUUAGGAAUAACAGAACGUGAAUUUAUGGACCAGAUGGGUGUGUACUUCGUCGGAUUUGUGUCACAGUAUGGUUAUGAUAGAGUUCUAUCAGUUUUAGGUAGACACAUGAGGGACUUCCUAAAUGGACUUGACAACCUCCACGAGUACUUGAAAUUCAGUUAUCCAAGAAUGAGAGCACCCAGUUUUAUAUGUGAAAAUGAAACUAGGCAAGGACUCACUUUACAUUAUAGGUCGAAAAGAAGAGGAUUUGUAUAUUAUGCUAUGGGACAGAUCCGAGAGGUAGCCCGUCACUUUUAUAAUAAAGAUAUGAGGAUAGAACUGUUAAGAGAGGAGUUAUUAUUUGAUACAGUGCACGUGACAUUCCAAUUGACGUUUGACAAUCGCGCCUUCACGCUCGCGUCUUUAGCGAUGACUAGAGAGGAGAAACAUCUACCUAUCAGUGCGUCGGUACUAUUCGAGAUAUUCCCCUUUUGUAUUGUAUUUGGGUCAGACAUGGUGGUACGUAGUAUCGGCAACUCAUUAAUGGUAAUACUACCCGAUUUGGUCGGGAAAAAGAUCACUAAUUGGUUUGAUUUAGUACGACCGCUCAUCGCAUUCAAAUUUCAAACUAUCUUAAAUCGUACUAACAAUAUCUUUGAACUGGUAACUGUGGAAGCAGCCAUGCAUGAGAAGUCCACAGACAAACGAAAUGAGCUAAUGCGUCUAUCUGAUGAAUCGGAUGCUGCCACUGAAAAGAAUCUCAGACUUAAAGACUCGCCCAUAAAGAAACGCUAUGCGUAUGACGGGAGACGAUUGCCUGACAUUAUUAAUUUACAUCUCAAAGGUCAGAUGAUCUACAUGGACAACUGGCGGCUGAUGAUGUACCUCGGGACACCAGUGAUGCCAGAUCUAUCAGCGCUCGUGUCAACUGGUCUUUAUAUUAAUGAUUUAUCAAUGCACGACUUUAGCAGAGAUCUCAUGCUAGCUGGUACUCAACAAUCAGUAGAGUUGAAAUUAGCAUUAGACCAGGAACAACAGAAGAGCAAGAAACUCGAAGAAUCCAUGAGAAAGCUUGACGAGGAGAUGAAAAGAACCGAUGAACUCUUGUACCAAAUGAUACCCAAACAAGUUGCAGAUAGGUUGCGGAAUGGGGAGAAUCCUAUAGACACCUGUGAGAUGUUCGACAGCGUAUCCAUCCUGUUCUCCGAUGUCGUCACCUUCACGGAGAUCUGUUCCCGCAUAACCCCGAUGGAAGUUGUCUCCAUGUUGAAUGCAAUGUACUCGAUCUUCGACACGCUCACUGAGAGGAACAGAGUUUAUAAGGUGGAAACGAUAGGAGACGCGUACAUGGUAGUAUCAGGAGCACCAGAAAAGGAAGAUAAUCAUGCUGAAAAAGUAUGCGAUAUGGCGCUUGAUAUGGUGGAUGCAAUCACGGACUUGAAAGACCCUAGUACGGGAUCUCAUUUAUCAAUCAGAGUGGGUGUCCACUCAGGAGCAGUAGUGGCUGGCAUUGUAGGAUUAAAAAUGCCACGUUACUGUCUUUUUGGAGACUCGGUUAAUACAGCAUCUCGCAUGGAAUCUACCUCUGAAGCCAUGAGGAUUCACAUCUCGCAGACCACAAGGGAACUACUGUCACCUUCGUAUAUGGUUACAGAAAGGGGAGAAAUACAAGUUAAAGGCAAAGGUUCAAUGAAAACUUACUGGCUAGAAGGGCGAGAAUCCAGACCAUCUUUAACAAAGGUCAUAUCUCCACAACUACCACCUGGCACCGAAUUAGAAUGGGAAAGAGCUGCCGAUAUUCGCGAUAGCAUUGCUGAAUAUUCUGCUCAACAAAUGAAUAAUAAAGAAACCUAUCAACACCUGCCUAAUUCUGUAACUUCCGGAUCUAAUUCGCUAGUUAAUAGCCCUGGAAAUUUGAUGACUGUUCAACCGUCAACGCCUAUUGUCAAGAGCCAAGUUAGGUCAAGUACUCCAGCACCUAUAGUAAUGUCACCAGUAGAAGAGAGAAGGAUGUAUUCUCCUGUCACUUUUCAAGAUGUAGCUAGGAGGAGUAUAGCAAACUCACCUAAUAGAACAGAUAAAGAAAGAGAUACAAGAUCAAAUUCAACAGGAUUCGCUGGUACUUGGACUGACGUGGACAACGACCCAACGAAAACGCUCGUCAGUUAUAAUUCGUCAUUGUGUUCACCAUCCCCUUGCAGAGUUGAGACCGCGCCUGUUUUCAAAGAACGAGAACCAGAAAGCUGUAUAGAGAAGGUGUGUGGCCACAUAGUGCCGCCUGCAACCGACUCAUGUUCCACGCUCCGGCCUGAUACCAGCUCCUCGAUAUCACCCAGUCAAUGCAGAGAAGAGAUUGAAACUGACACAGAGUAUCAAGAUGCCCAUGGAGAAGUAGCCCAAGAUGUUCACAUCUGCACCAUAUCAGAAACCAUCGCUGAACCAAAUCAUUCAAAACCGGGUAAAGUGAGUAGAUUUAAAGCCAAAAUAGCUCCGGGUCAUUUAAAAAGCUGUUCUCACAAACCAUCAAAGGAUUCAAUUAAAGAGAAGACCCAAUCAUUACAAAGUAAUGUUCAGCCUCAUGGACAUCAUCAUUCGAAGAAUGUAAACCAUCAUCAGUGUUGCGGUGCAUUUGGCAAUCCUCAUGUUCGACAUAAAUCUAGUAAUUCGAGUUGCCAUCUUAUUUAA